AAUAUUAAUAUCUUUAUUGGUUAUUAAUAUUUUUAAAAUAUAUUACAGAUUUGAUAAAUUAUGUAAAUAAUCAAAUAUGUCAUAUUAAAUAACUAAUUGAAUUGUUCUACUAUCAUUUGUCAACAGUAGGACCCUAAAUUAAUAGAUUAGAUAGUCAAUCUACUGCUGACCUACCUUGAGGAGAAAUAUAACGUGUCGUUGUCGUUUUUUUGUUCUGAAGUAGAAAUGUAUAUUUUGAGUCAAAGACGAUGAUCGAUAUGUUAAUAGUUUAAAAAAAAUUUGCAACUGUCAAUGUUAAAAAAUAACAGAUACGGAUCAUUUGCUUGACUAGAGAUUGUAUUAUCUUUCUCAUUUUGACACAUUCUAUGUACUUUACGUUUAUUGUUAGAUAAUACGCAGAAUUCGUUGAAUUUGAUAUUUCUUUCCAAAUCUUAAUACAGUGAUAAAAUCAUAAUUUGUUAAAUUUGUUUAAAAAAAAAGUGAUAUCUUUGAAGGGAAUCGUGUAUAAAUAUUGACCCUUUUCUCUGUCACUUAAAUUAUCUUGUUUACAUCUCAUUUUCAGUGAUUAACCAAACACUUUAAGCUAGAAUAUUUCGUUAUGAUGUCCAAAAUGUUAGUGGCAUUUGUGUUCACUUGUCUACUUUAUGUUGGUUCUGCUCAACAAUCAACAGUUUCAGCACUUUUCGCUUUUGGAGACUCGAUAUUAGAUACUGGCAACAAUAAUCUUCUUGCAACUCUUACCAAGGUCAAUUUUUUCCCAUACGGUAGAGAUUUAGGUGGACUACCUACCGGAAGAUUUGGAAACGGGAGAGUUUUUUCAGAUAUGAUUGCCGAAGGUUUGGGAUUGAAGAAUCUCUUACCAGCAUAUCGUAAUCCAGCCCUCUCGAGCAACGAUCUAGUGACUGGUGUGUGUUUUGCAUCUGGUGGAUCUGGACUUGAUUCUAUCACUGCUAGGAUACAGGGGGUUAUAUGGGUGCAAGAUCAAGUGAGAGAUUUCCAAAACUACAUCACUAGACUAAACGGUGUAGUAGGAAGUCAAGAGAAAACAAAUGAAAUUAUAUCAAAUGCGGUUUAUUUAAUCUCAGCGGGGAAUAAUGAUAUUGCUAUUACAUAUUUCACUACGGUAACUAGAAGGUUACAAUACACUCUUCCAGCAUACACUGAUCUUCUAGUAACUUGGACUCGUGAUCUAAUAAAGAGUUUAUACGAUAUGGGUGCAAGAAAAUUUGCGGUUAUGGGAACACUACCGCUAGGUUGCUUACCGGGAGCAAGAAGCUCGAUUGCAAACUUAUUCAAAGUAUGUGAAGUGUUUUCAAAUCAAGCAGCUGCUAUGUUUAACCAGAAAUUAUCUGUUGAACUUGACAAUCUUGGCGCAACAUUUCCGGGUGCCAAAUUCAUGUACGUAGAUAUGUACAAUCCUCUUAUGGGUCUCAUCAACAACCCUCAAGCUUCAGGGUUCGUUGAUGCAGCUGAUGGAUGUUGUUGUACACCAACGUCUAUAAUGCCCUGCUUAGACGCGUCUAGUUACGUGUUUUGGGAUAUUGCCCAUCCGACCCAGAAGUCAUACCAAACGAUCACACCAAAUAUUAUUCAAGAUAUCAAAGCAAAGCUCGCAUGAUCAAUUUCUCAAACUUUUUUAGUUUGUUUUGAGUAAUACUUCAUGUUCUGUUAUUCUGUUUAACGAAAUAAUAUCUAUCAGUUGUCUCAAUCUCCAUAAUUAUUUUUCAGCGUAAUACACAUUUUGAAUGUUAAUGUUGAGUGUAGUGUUUUAUAUUAGGGUUCAGAUCUCAUUUACGGGCCUUGGAGCUUUCUGAUAAUGCUUGCUAGUAUCCUCCUGAAGAUAUAUCAACUAACAUAAAACGGUGGAUUUAACAAAUUAAAAAAAGUUACUUUUGUUAUGACUUUCUGAAGUUUGAGCAUAACUUUUCCAAAAUAUUUUAUAAUUAGUAGUAAGAUUUAUUAUGCUAUUGUCAUUUUCUCUUCGAGUUAAUCGAUAUGCCUGCUUUGAUCAGAGGGCCUUCAAAGUUCAAACCACCGCAUUCAGGGAGCAUCUUUUCAUGUCGA
Molecule: messenger RNA, 2064 nt
Organism: Brassica napus (rape)
Lineage: Eukaryota; Viridiplantae; Streptophyta; Magnoliopsida; Brassicales; Brassicaceae
Product: GDSL esterase/lipase At1g73610
Exons: 5
Coding region: 599-1618 (339 amino acids)
Biological process (GO): lipid metabolic process
Cellular component (GO): extracellular region
Molecular function (GO): lipase activity
Source: RefSeq, a predicted model, not a curated record